Esox lucius (northern pike) is the source of this 3415-nucleotide messenger RNA. Its product is annotated as zinc finger protein 883-like. The record is from RefSeq and is a predicted model, not a curated record. Lineage: Eukaryota; Metazoa; Chordata; Actinopteri; Esociformes; Esocidae. Gene Ontology annotation, molecular function: DNA-binding transcription factor activity, RNA polymerase II-specific; RNA polymerase II cis-regulatory region sequence-specific DNA binding. Gene Ontology annotation, biological process: regulation of transcription by RNA polymerase II. The transcript is spliced from 2 exons. The coding region runs from base 191 to 2035 and encodes 614 amino acids.
CAACGACGGGUCGCUUGCCGUCAUAGUCGCGUAACUCAAAGUCUUCUGGCAAUUUUCGUGAAAGUGAGCGUGUGGGUUUUAAACACUAUACUGUGAACGUUUCGUUGUAGUAGUUGGUUUGAUUGCUAAAUGACCAUUGUAAUAGCCUGUCGCUAACGCUCACGAGCUUUGCUACCUAACAUCCUCAACCAUGACUAAUUUACCCCACCUCAACCCUUCUAAACAAGAGGUCUGCUGGACGGAGAAAGAAACUCUAAUUAAGGAGGAGAAAGAAGAAGAGGCUGUUACAGUUAAAAAAGAAGUUACAGAGAAAGAAGUUACAGUAAAAUACAUUUUCAGAGGGAAAAAGGAAGAGGUUACUGUGAAGGAAGAGAAUGUUGCUGUAAAAGAAGAGGAUUUCCCUAUAAAAGAUGUUACUGUAAAAGAAGAGGAGGCGAAAUAUACAAACAUUGAAGCGGUUUUUGGACAGAAGGAAGAGGGUGAGAUUGUCUGCGUGGAGAAGGAGGAAAAGGUCAAUGGACUGGAGGGGGAGAUUACAGUGAAACUGGAGGAGGAAGGAGAUAAAGCGGCAGAAGUUUAUUUGAAAAAAACAGAGACACCAGAUACUUGCUCUGACAGCGGGAAGAUUACUACAGGAGAAACUGACCCAGCGAUGUCAAAACCAGCAAUACUACGCCCCUGCUCCCAGUGUGGGAUGAAUUUUAGGUGGUUAUACAAACUGAAAAGGCAUGAGAAGAGCGUCCACUCAGACAAAAAGCCUUAUAAGUGCUCCAUGUGUGGAAUGGGUUUUAGAUGGUUAUAUGAACUGAAAAGGCAUGAAAAGAGCGUACACACAGAAGAAAAGUUUUACAAGUGCUCCAAAUGUGGAAUAGGUUUUAGGCAGUCACGGAGUCUAAAAGUGCAUUACAAAACACACACUAGAGAGAUGCCUUACCACUGCUUUCGGUGUGAUAAAAGUUUUAACAAGUUAGAGCUGCUCAGGGUACAUAAAAUAACACACACAGCAGAGAAGCCACAUGAAUGCUGCCUGUGUGGAAAGAGAUUUGCCUGGUUAGCAAGCCUAAAUGUACAUAAGAAAGAACACACAGGAGAGCAUUCUUAUUACUGCUCCCAUUGUGGUAAGGGCUUUGGACAUAUAGGGAAUCUAAAAGUCCAUGAAAGAACACAUACUGGAGAGAAGCCAUAUCAAUGCUCUCAGUGUGGCAAGAAAUGUAUCUCGUCAGCAUACCUCAAGUCUCAUGAGAGAACACACUUAGCGAGGCCUUUCCAAUGCAGUCAGUGUCAAAGUAGUUUUUUCUCAUCAUCACACCUGAAAUCACAUGAGAAAACUCACAUGGCAGAAAAGCCUUACCGGUGCAUCCAGUGUGGAAAGGGUUUUAGACACCCACGGAAUGUAAAGGAGCAUGAACGAUUACACACUGGAGAGAAGCCAUAUCAAUGCUCCCAGUGUGGAAAGCCCUUCAGCCACGUUGCAAGCCUUAAAAUACAUGAGAGAAAACAUUCUGAAGAGAAGAGAUAUCAAUGCCCUCAGUGUCAAAAGAUGUUUUUCACAUUAGGAAACCUGAAACAACAUGAGAGAUCACACAUAGCAGAUAGGCCUUUUCGCUGCUCCCAUUGUGGAAAGGAUUUUAAACACUCCAAAUAUCUAAAGAAGCACCAACUAAAACACCAGACAGAAAAGCUAUAUAAAUGCUUAGAGUGUGGAAAUGGAUAUAGUUUGUCAAGGGAUCUGAAAAUACACGAAAGAACACAUACCGGACAAAAGGUAUAUAAAUGCUCCCAUUGUGGAAACGAAUAUUUCUCAUCAAAGGGCCUGAAAGCCCAUGAGAGAACACACUCAGUAGAGAAGUCAUACUACUGCUCCCAGUGUGGAAAAAGUUUUCUGUGCUUAAGUUUACUAAAAAUACAUGAAAGGAUACACACAGGAGAGAAGCCUUACCACUGUUCCCAGUGUGGAAGGAGAUUUACUCGGUUAGAUAACCUGAAACAACAUAUGACACGCACCCAUGAAAAAAAACACAUGCAUGUUGCAUGAGAGGACAAAUAGAGAGAGGCCUUUGUGUUUAUUUUUUUCUUAAAAAUUAUUUUCCAACAUUGAGUUAGAAUUGGCCACACCCUCAAGGGAUUUUGCAUUUAAUUAAAAUUAUAUGCCAUUUAGUAAUUUGCUGAAUAAAUUGACUAUAAAUAGACUUUGUAAUGUAACUCAGAUGUUCAACAGGAUUUUUCUUUGCCAUGUGAUGGUUGAUUGUUAACUUAAAGUGUUUCUUUCAAGUCAUUUGGGUAAUUAUGAAUUAUUCUAGGUAACCCACAAUAUAAUCUUAUAAAAUUUCCAGACCACUGUUAUUAUUUUAUUUAUUCUGGGGAAAUUAAAAAUGUCAGCCCUUUAUGGUGUGGGUAACUAAACAUUUUUACUAUGGAUAUGUUUAUGGAGGUUGCACACAAAGAAGUAGCGUCCUGUUUCUAUUCAUAUAACUGAAGGUUUAGUGAACUUAAAAGGUGAGGUCUUUAUGAAUUGAACAAUCUCAUCAUAAACUCUAGGAAUAACAGAUGAUUAGCCACUGGCAAAUGAAGUCUUGUGAUUCAAUAUAAAUUCCAAAAUGAGCUGGGUUGGAACAACGUUUAACCAUGGUCUUGUGGUUAGUGUCCCGUGUGCUGCCAGUCUGCUGCGGUGAGGACAACUCUGGCUUUAUUCGGGAGUAGAUGCUGAUGGUGUCAGCUGUAGGUAGAUGUGAGCUCUGCAAACCGGGCUCCGUUUCUUGUGACGGGUCUCUUCUGCAUGACUGUCAUCCUCAAUGCCUGGCCUAGCUUGUAGAGUAAUUAGUGACAAUACGGGUUCACCGGCCUGGGCUCCAGCAUCCUCACCGGCCUGGGCUCCACCAUCCUCACCGGCCUGGGCUCCAGCAUCCUCACCGGCCUGGGCUCCAGCAUCCUCACCGGCCUGGGCUCCACCAUCCUCCACCGGCCUCCCUCUCACCCUAGAAAUAGACCAUUCAGAACUCUCCCCUCUUGCAGAAGGUUGAGGUCUAUCAGGACCAAAACCACUGGCCACAAGAAGUAAUUCCUACAGCAGUAGGCCUCGUGAACAUGCCCCAGAAGCCAAACUGACUAUAACCCCUCCCCACAUACACACACACAACCCCCAACUGGACAAAUCUAUAACCCCUCCCCACAUACACACACAACCCUCAACUAGACAAAUCUAUAACCCCUCCCCACACUGAACAAUUUUUGCACCUUACAUAAUUGUAUAUUUUUUUAGUAUUGUAUUAAUGCUCAGUCUACAGUUUUUAUGCUCAGUCCACUAUUCUUUUUUGUUUUUUAUUUCCUUUGUACCAGUUGCUCUACCAACGGACCACAACAAAUUCCUAGUUUGUUGUGAAACUUACUUGCCAAUAAAAAAAAAAUCUGAUUCUGA